Molecule: messenger RNA, 1149 nt
Organism: Fonsecaea multimorphosa CBS 102226
Lineage: Eukaryota; Fungi; Ascomycota; Eurotiomycetes; Chaetothyriales; Herpotrichiellaceae
Exons: 2
Coding region: 1-1149 (382 amino acids)
Source: RefSeq, a predicted model, not a curated record
AUGCUGCGGAAGCAAGCGCUGAUCAAUUUGACCUUCUCAGUCCCCAAGAAUCGUAAGCCGAAAUUCGAUCUCACCCUGCGCAUCAUCGACUUGACCAAUAUCCCCUUGAUCUACGGAACCGCCUGUGUGAGGUGGCACCUCUCCUCUUCCAACGCCGCGGAGCACCGCGGGCGCACUGAGAAAGCCCCGAUCGAAGAACACAAGGCGACAUGGGACUACUGCAAGGAAAUACCGGUGCGUCUGACCAUCGACAAGACGGGCAUGCUCCAGGAGUGCGACAUCCACUUUGAAGUCCUCCAGGAGUUCCAUGAAGGCGGAAGAGGUGGUCGUGUACAUCUGGGCAAUGUGAAACUCAACCUGGCUGAAUACACUCAACUGCCCGACGCAUCACCGGCAGACCGUGACCCUCAAGAUGAAGCCGACGACGGAAGUAUCACGAGAAGAUACCUCCUGCAAGACAGCAAAGUCAACAGCACGCUGAAGAUUGGGAUUAGAAUGAGACAGACCGAGGGUGACACAAAUUUCAUCGCACCUCCACUGAGGUCGGCCAUGGUGGUAGGAGGCAUCGCUGGAGUUUUGACUACAGAGGCCGGCGAAGGAGACGACAUCCCUAGCAUAACCAGCAAGACGAGGGAAUUGUCAGAAGCCCAGGACAUUUAUCGAAGAACGCUGGCAGCGACGUGGGCUUGUCAAGCCGGAGAACUGCCUCCGGAUAAAUUGAUUGAGAAUCUGUUCGCUGGAGGAAACGGAGGACCACGGCCGCACUCGUCGGGCAAUAAGGCCAGCAACCAACAACAGCAAACACCCCAGCAGCAGCAACAACGGCCCCCGUUCGGUUCGCGCGAAGAGAACGGCAGCAGUUCCAGCGAACACGAGCACAGACGACCGGUUACUCCGCGCCAACUCUUGACACCCCAAGUAGCUGCUGGCGGCCAGAGCCCUCGCUACGGUCACCGACGCGGUUCCAGUCGAGAUUCUCCUACCCUGCAAACAGUUGCCGCGGGCGCCGUCAGUGGACGAUCAAGCAUCGAGCAACAGGUUCACGCCAGCCAGAAGGAGCUUCGCCGGCGUGAUCACACCAAUAAUCAUGAGUUUACCGAAUUUGAUCUCAGGGACGAUUUGCGGAGUUGGUCAGUCCGCGUAAGAUGA